AUGCUCUUUACACACUGCAUACCAGGCCACGUCCCAUUGGAUGCUGGUUGCCGGAGGACCAUGCAAAUGUACUCCAUUAAAGUUGCAAAAGUGAAAUGCCACAACUGGCCACUGAAGGUGUACGGUGUGGUUGCCGCCCGAGAUGUUGUGGACAAUCGUCGCAACAUUCUCUUCUUUCGCACUAGGGAUGACUACCAACUCCUCACGGAGCAUGAUCCGUUUUUGCACUUGACUAGCCCGUCUCGUGCAAUUAUCUCUAUGGACACCGUCAACAUUGAAAUCCAACUAAAACUAAAGGGCACAACAAAGUCUGAAGAUAGAGCACUGAUCAGUAAAGCCUUCUCUUAUAAUGGUGAUGUUGGUGAUACUUUUUCUACGCGUCACCUCAGUGGCCACUUUUGCACAAUAGAGUUGUGCUAUGCGCAUCUUGAAAGAUCACUCCAAGCCACCAUCCUUAGUAUCCGUGUUCAAGAGGGCUCACUGCCUUCUGAAAAUGGCAUCCGGGUUGUUUGUUCCUCACUACCUUCUGAGAGCCCAUCUGAGCAUGUUUUGUUGUUUGGUUCAAAAGGUGGAACAAUUCCCGUGGGUGAAGGGGGCUAUCUGGAUCUGUCAAGGCAAGUUGCUUCGGUAAAAAGAGAAGGAAGGCUAGAAAUUCUCAUGGAGAUCUUGGAACAAUCUGGUUGCACAAGUCAUUAUUUUGCCUUCACACCGGAAUCCAGCAACGUAAGUCAAAAAGAAUUUAACCUUGGUGACUGUAAAUUGGAGAUUACUGUUGCUUGGUCCCUCCUUAUUAAUGACCAGCUGCCUAUCUUGAUGAUGGGGUAUAUAGAGCCUUACUCACCAAGUCCGCAUAUCCCUUUCAUGGAGCUUGGAGAAUGAACUUGUU
Triticum dicoccoides is the source of this 886-nucleotide messenger RNA. RefSeq lists its product as uncharacterized. NCBI's taxonomy places the organism in Eukaryota, Viridiplantae, Streptophyta, Magnoliopsida, Poales, Poaceae. Bases 1 to 879 code for a protein of 292 amino acids. The transcript is spliced from 2 exons. The record is from RefSeq and is a predicted model, not a curated record.